UGGCUCAUAAUUGGUAUCGGUGAAAAGUAAAGCCAAUCAAACUAACCAACCUGAUAUUGCAAAGUCAACACGGCCAAUUGAAACUUGAAUGUGAGAACGUGGACCGUACCCCUGCACAAGCAAAAGUGUCAAUAGUUCAAUUGUAAAUGUAGCAUAACACCAACUAUGAGCACAAAAAACUGUCAGGAUGCGGCAAUCCAAUUAUAUCAGAAAUCUAUUGACUUUGAUAUGCCUAUUUUGCUGCCACUUGAUAUCAACCCUCGAUGCUGUGCAGAAGAGUGCAACAGCGUACACAACAAUGCCACAGGCGGACAUGAAAUUCAAUCAUUAUAUUACAAUACCAAACAGCAACUUUCAAUCAGUAGAGUCUUCGACAACAACAGAUGCAACAAUAACAACUGCCAUAGUUGGCAUAGUUGAAGAUCGAAAACUUCCGGAAAUUAACAAAACGACGAGAAUGAAAACCAAUUUGUUGCAACAGCAGCAAUUCCAAAAGCCAGAUGUUCAAAUAACUGAGAUAAGUGCAAAUGUAACAUUAUAUAUGAACAAAAUUCCACGAUUGCAAGUGCACUGGCUUGAUAAUUUGCCAAAUGGCACUUCCUACAACGUUCUUGUCAGUGCUGUGAACAACACACGCUGUCCGGAUGCCCCGUGCAGCGAGUACGGCAUCAAAGAGAAGCCAAAAAUGUUUGUUUUCUUGCCUCUAAAUCCAAAUUUGAAUGUGGAAUCUGUCGACUGCAACUACAUGUUUGGUUGCCAGUACAAAGUCACGGUGGAGACAUCGAAUGCCCUUGUUAGGCAUUCCACCAAUGUGUUCAUACCACCAUGUGUGGCUGGAAGAUGUUCAUGUCAGUCGGUACCAGCGCCGCCGAAAGUGCUCACCAAGGCCAAAAUGCUGACCAACGACACAAUUAGCAUCAGUUUCUCCAUACAGGCCAGCGAACAAUUGCGAAAGGAGCAAGCCAGCCAUCUGCAUGAGACCUUGAGACCCUAUAAAAUGCAAAUCAGAAUAAAUGAAGAGACAAACCCAUCUCUACCAUGGGGUGGUGUGCUAAAACAUUUGUUGAAUACUGUAUACAAUGUGGGCGAGUUGAAUUUCAAACCCACAGCCAAGGGAUUUGAGGGAAUGCUGAAGUUAUCACUGGGCACCCAGUUGAGAGAAAAGGCAUCUCUCAAUUUGCAAGCGGUUAUCAUAGAUCCAGCGGGUUGUGAGGGAGCUCGGAGUGUUACCAAGGUGCCAGUGCCCACAAAUCCUGUUCUACUGGACGAUGAAGACAAUUUGAACAAUUCAGUUAUAGUUACGUGCACAUUGCUCAUUAUUGUGAUUCUGUCCGGUUUCAUUGUAUCCGUGCUCCGACGUCGACGUGCGCAAUCAAAGGCAAAACUUCACAGUGAGGAGAUUUAUUUGCAAUCCUUAGCUGCCACGGCCAUAGAAAUGGAGGAUAACAUCAACUACGUGGACAAGUAUGUGGAGCAAUCACAAGCUCUGGGCCUGGCCGAUAUAUUCGAAAUGCCACAUUCAGCCAUUCGAAUUGGGCGCAUGUUAGGCGAGGGAGCCUUUGGCUAUGUUCAUGAAGCUUCGGCCAGCAAUCUUAGACGCAUGAGAGGAACCACAAUUGUGGCCGUAAAGCAAUUGAAACCCAAUCCCACGGCAGAUGAGGUGGCUGAGUUUUUGGCCGAAAUCGAAAUGCUCAAGGGUGUGGGCACACAUCACAAUGUGGUUUGCUUCCUGGGCUGUUGCACAAUCAAGGCUCCAUAUCUGAUGAUAAUGGAAUAUGUGGGUCGUGGUAAUUUGCUUAGUUAUUUGCGUACUGUUCGCCAAGAGGCAAACAAAUUUCGCAACCGGAAUGCCAACUAUACGACAUGUAGGCCAAUACAAAUAUCGGGCAGCAAUUCCUCAAAAAUUGGCACUGGAAACAACGUGGACAGUGUGAACUACAUCGAGUUGAAGGCGUCCACUCAAACUGUGGGCACCGACACUUCGGAUGCAUCUGCUUCAUCUUCAGUGCCGCAAAUGAGAAUGAAUGGUGGAGUGGGACUCAAUCACCAGCCAAGGGAACCAAAGAUAUCCUUUGCCGAGACCACAUAUACGAUUGUGGAGGAUGACGAGUUGCCAUUCGAGUAUAUACUGGAUAACAAGGAGUUGCAUAAUUUUGCUCUUCAGAUUGCAAACGGCAUGCGUUUCCUGGAAGAGCAGGAAAUCACUCAUCGUGAUUUAGCUGCUCGAAAUGUGCUAAUUGACCAUAACAAGACCUUGAAGAUAUCCGAUUUUGGGCUCUCGAGGCAUGGCGUCUAUACGAAUACAAAAACAAGAAAAUUACCCUUGCGCUGGCUGUCCAUUGAGGCAAUCCGCGACAAUCUCUACUCGAGCAAAAGUGACAUUUGGGCAUACGGUGUGGUACUGUGGGAGAUUGGUACAUUGGGCGCAUCACCGUAUCCAACGAUAAGCAAUAGCGAAUUGAUACCCUUCCUAAUGGCUGGGAAUCGUUUAGAACGACCUGAGAUUUGUACACCGCAGGUGUAUACUAUAAUGCUGCAAUGUUGGUUGGAAGAUCCCGAGGAGCGGCCCACAUUCGAUGCUCUCUAUAAGGUAUUAAGCCCCAAGACCACAUAUGUGGACAUUAACAGUCUGAGUGAUGAUUACGUAUUUCCACCGAUUAAAGAGAAUUAAGCUUAAGGUAUUGUUAGUUUCUAAGAGAGAUUCCAUAUUUAAGAGUUAUUCACAUAUCCCAAAAAAAUAUAUAUGUACC
Molecule: messenger RNA, 2750 nt
Organism: Drosophila willistoni
Lineage: Eukaryota; Metazoa; Arthropoda; Insecta; Diptera; Drosophilidae
Product: fibroblast growth factor receptor 3
Exons: 15
Coding region: 188-2671 (827 amino acids)
Biological process (GO): protein phosphorylation; multicellular organism development; cell surface receptor protein tyrosine kinase signaling pathway
Cellular component (GO): signaling receptor complex
Molecular function (GO): ATP binding; transmembrane receptor protein tyrosine kinase activity
Source: RefSeq, a predicted model, not a curated record